Messenger RNA from Gigantopelta aegis, 3138 nucleotides. Its product is annotated as zinc finger protein 888-like. Gene Ontology annotation, molecular function: DNA-binding transcription factor activity; RNA polymerase II cis-regulatory region sequence-specific DNA binding. The transcript has a single exon. Bases 206 to 2977 code for a protein of 923 amino acids. Lineage: Eukaryota; Metazoa; Mollusca; Gastropoda; Neomphalida; Peltospiridae. Gene Ontology annotation, biological process: regulation of transcription by RNA polymerase II. The record is from RefSeq and is a predicted model, not a curated record.
UUUUUUUUUUAAUUCAUCACUUUCUAUCAUUUCAGAGUAUUUUGCUACCAGAAGAGAACUUGCUGAGAGAAAAAAAAUGUUUUGAAGAACAGAAAUAUUCUUACCAGAGACAAGCUAUGGCAUCUUAUAAAACAUUUUCUCAUAAAAAUUAAAACAUAGAUAAAACAUUUUCUUUCAUAUCUACCACAGAGGUUUUGAAACCAACAUGGAAAGUCACCAGUCUAGAGAAGUUGACAGUGUUUUGUUUUAUUCUAAAGAGCUUCAAUGUUAUGUUCGUGUGCCAAGUGAUAUUGGCAACUCCUUGCCUGUAAAUAUUGCAGCUGGUGGUGGUCAAGUCUAUACAAGCACCUCGGGUGUUUCUGUUAGCAACAGCCAGGAGCAGACUCAUGUUGUGACAAGUUACCCACAACAACAGCAGCAGCAGCAGCAUCAGCAACAACAACAACAACCUUCAGCUCACAUACAGCAGGUGUUAUGUACACACAUUUCCAACUCAGACUAUGACCGGACGUAUCCUCUAGCAGUGACGAACAUUGGCGAACAGAACCCAGGCUGUUCCAUGACAUCGCUGCCAGUUUCUGAUCAGGUGUACUAUCAGGAUCAGGUUGUCACAGGUUACGGUCGACCUUAUCCUCAGAACAGUGGUAUCAAGUCACCGCAGACCUUGCAGAGGCAAUAUGGUGAUGUGUUUGAGAACUAUUUCACAGGAUCGGGAGCAAACGAUGUCGGCAACAAGACUGGGCAGACUAACAAAGGAUCCGCAUCAGAUCUAGAAGAUCCUGUUAAAAUCAGUCAGAUGCUUGUUGAGAAACUGCUGGCCACUGAAACAAAUUCUAAGAAACCGAUCAAAGCAAAUGCAGUUAAACCAGCUCCAGCCAAGAGCACGAAGAAGGGAAAGAAAAUUGUGUGUCAUGUUUGUAACGUGGGACUGACCACACUGAACCGAAAGAUUCUGGUGAAGAUGGAAGGAACCAAUGUCUCUUAUCUAACAACAUGUGAAACAUGUUGUAAGAUUGAAUCAGACAAGAUAAAAGCAGAACAGGCAAGAAAGUUGUUAGAAAAUCAAGCAAAGAGUACAUGUAGUAAUGUUCCAAAUACAUCUUUACCAUUUGCAGGGUCUAACAGGUGUGCUACAUCUCAUGCAAAUUCUCAGCACAUUAAUUCAGUUAAUACAACACCUUCACAAAUGCAGGUUUCACAGACAGGGGUUAAAAUUACAAACACCAAUACUCUUACUCAUUCCAGUGUUCAGCCAGUAGGUAUAUGUAGUUCUAGUUCACAGAUGCCUGUUAGUAGUACUGCAGGACAGUCGCAAACAUCAGCAGUGCAUUUACAGCAGAACAGCAAUGUUGCUUGUCCGGUUAUUGGUCAGAAGUCUGUCCAGAACAUAAACUGUAAUUCUUCGACAUUGUCUUCUAAACUGACUGGAAAUGCCCCACUUGUGGCAAAUACCAAACCAAAUAAUCUACAAGCAAAGCCAAAUGUUUGGCAUCAGAAAAGUAAACCAGUGACAGUCUGUGGGUUGUGCUCUAGAAAAGGACGAGAAAUAACGUGUGUCAUAGCCAAGGUCAAAGAGGACAACACUUUGGAGUACAUUGACGCUUGCAACAUCUGUGUGAAGAAGAAACUUGAAAAGAAAAAGAGGAAGAAAGUAAGACACAGCAUUUCUGAGCUGAAGAGAAUCAAAAGCAAGUGCAAUAGAGGCACUCAGUCUGAGGAUAACCCAUUGAAGUGGAAGUGCCAGAAAUGCUACAAGACAUUCCAACGCAAAAACGAAAUGUUAAUUCACAAACGAACGCAUCGGAAGCCCCGUGUUAUACAGUGUGUAAGCUGUGAGGAAGAGCUGAAAUAUUACAGUCUUCAAAAGCCAUUCAAAUGUGAACACUGCGAUCGAAUCUACGAUCCAAAAUCUAUUUCUGAUAUGGAAAAAAUCAAACGAUCCCAAAGAGGUAACGACGUUUUUAAGUGUUCAAUAUGCGACAAAGUUUUAGCCACUGCAAAGGGAGUUAAGGAGCACGAAAAGACGCACUCUUUGGAGAAACCGUUCGUGUGUUAUAUCUGUCACAAGACGUUCAAGUUCACCACCAAUCUGCGACUGCACAUGAGGACCCAUACGAACGAGAGACCGUUCAAGUGCGAGAUGUGUGGGCGAGCCUUCAAACAGAGCUCCGGUCUCAUUCAGCACAUUCGACUACACACAGGCGAGAAACCGUGGGCCUGCAGCAUAUGCGGCAAGCGGUAUGGGCAGAAAAGCAACUUCACCCGACACAUGUUCACACACAACAAGUCCAAAUCGUACGCCUGUUUUCUCUGCGACAAAUUCUUCAACACGGACUGGAAGCUGACGAGACACAUGAAGUUCAAGCAUUCGGACAGCAACCCGUAUCGAUGCGACAUCUGCGGGAAAGACUACGAGGAGAACAGCAGCUUUCGCCGCCAUCUUGAAAAGCAUGGCAUGGACAACAAGUUCCGCUGCAAAGUGUGCGGGAAGCAGUUCUCGGCGACGAAUCCUCUACAGCAGCACCUGAAGACCCACUUGACCGAGCAGAAGGGUCUGUACAACUGUGGACUCUGCAGCUUCCAGUUUAACGACGAGGCGCAGCUGAACGGUCACAUCAGGCAACACUUCAGUGACAACACGCACGGGUGCAGCCAGUGCGAGGCUGUGUUCCCCACCAGGGGUCUGCUAGAGCACCACCUGAAGCAGAAGCAUUCCGCAGAGACCGUCUUCGACUGCUCGCUCUGCGGCCGGCAGUUCACCCUCAAGGUCAAUUACGACGUGCACAUGAGGAAGCACAACGGCCACCUUCCGUUCGAGUGUCACAUCUGCGGUAAGAGAUACCAGUGGAGCAACACGCUGGAAUCGCACAUGACGAUUCAUGCCAAUGAAACGUCUGUCAGCGUUGUAGGGACCGCUGCAGGCGCGUGCAAUCCUGCUGAGACCAACUACCUGAACAUGCCAGUUCAGUAUGCUUGACAUUAAAUGCGCAGAACCCUAUUUUUUAGCAAGUGAAAAUGGACACGUUAAAGGCAUACUGUCACGGAUUUAAGGACUUUAUUUCUCUAAAAAUGAAUAAUAAAUAAAAAUUACAUUAAUUGUUUGAAACUAAAUCUAGCUAUCGCAUCACCUUAACUGAA